This is a messenger RNA of Aspergillus pseudonomiae, 9405 nucleotides long. Its product is annotated as acetyl-CoA synthetase-like protein. The record is from RefSeq and is a predicted model, not a curated record. Gene Ontology annotation, cellular component: cytoplasm. The transcript has 2 exons. Bases 1 to 9405 code for a protein of 3134 amino acids. Gene Ontology annotation, biological process: secondary metabolite biosynthetic process; amino acid activation for nonribosomal peptide biosynthetic process. Lineage: Eukaryota; Fungi; Ascomycota; Eurotiomycetes; Eurotiales; Aspergillaceae. Gene Ontology annotation, molecular function: phosphopantetheine binding; catalytic activity.
AUGGCUGAGAAUUUCUGGCAGCAGACGUUUGCCGACCUCCAAACUUCUCCCUACCCUGUCUUCCCUGUCGUGGGGUAUAAGCCUUGCAUUGGGACUGUGAUUGACCACGAGAUUGACCAGAUCGACUUUGGCACCAACCAUGACCAGCCGUACACAUUGUCCACCACGGUAUAUGCCGCCUGGGCGUUGCUCUUGGCUCAGUACGCCAACACCUCAGAUGUGGUCUUUGGUACGAGGGUAGAUGGCUUGCGGAAUGAUUUGAGUUGCUCCGAGGAUGUUCAGCAAGGACAAGACGCUCUUCCACUACGAGUGCCAGUCAACUGGGAAUGUGACCUCGAUGACUGGUUGCAGGCCAAUCAAGACCGAAUAGCGGCCAUGCAAGAAACUGAUACACCCAGAACACUAGACCAAAUUCGGGCUUGCAGUCAACAGACCAGGGAAGCCUGUGAAUUUCGGACAUCACUUAUAGUGAGAGAUACAGAACCAGAAGUGUAUGAGGGCACCCAUCCAUUCUCCAUUGAACGAGCCCUUCAUACGGAUUUUCUCGCUCUCAUCGUCGAGUUCUUCCCAUCUACCCAUCGCCGGACGUUAUUACUACGGUUUCACAUCGAUGAGGCGGUACUAGAUACCUAUCAGACCGAACGCAUGGUGCUUCAGCUCACACACCUCAUCCGCCAACUGUGUAACCCCGCUCUAAGCCGGCAGAAACGGGUGGUGGGGGAUCUGGAUAUCUUGUGUGAUGAAGAUAAAGCACUAAUUUGGAAGUGGAACGGAAAUAUACCAAGGAUGGCUAACACCUGUGUCACCGAUCUCUUUGCGUAUCAAGUUCAGAGGCGAGGAGAUCAUCCCGCCGUGCACGCAUGGGAUGGGUGUCUUACCUACGCUGAACUGGAUGAAAGGUCAACCCGACUGGCCGGAUGGCUAUGUGAAAGUAAAAUUGCAGGCCCGGGGCACAUUGUACCCAUUUGCUUCGAUAAGACCUUGUGGACGACAAUCACCCUCUUGGCCAUCGCAAAGGCAGGCAGUACUUUCAUCAUGCUGGAUCCUUAUCAGCCGCUGGGUCGCUUGAAGAGUAUAAUGGAACAAAUUCAAUCACCCACGAUACUGGCUAGGCAUGACACCGUUCGUCUGGCUCAAUCCUUAGCUGAUAAUGCUGUCAUUGUGGAUGAUGAGCUUCUUCGAUCAAGACACGAAAUUCCUUCUUCCCUUCACAAAACACCCAUUGCUCCAUCCGACCACCUGUACAUUGUCUUCACGUCAGGGAGCACGGGCACUCCCAAAGGCGUCAUUAUAUCGCAUGCCAAUCUCUGUACGGCAGUCGGACACCAAGCGCGUGCACUCGGGUUUAACACGGGAGUUCGCACAUUCGACUCCUCAUCAUACAGCUUCGACGCAUACGUUUGCAACACCUUCCAUACUCUCCUGACUGGGGGAUGUUUGUGCGUGCCAUCGGAGAGUGAUCGCAUGAAUAACCUGCAAUCGGUUCUACAGGCGAUGGAGGUCGAAUUUGCGCAGCUCACCCCUUCCACGUCCCGGCUUCUAGAUCCGGGAAAUCUACCACACCUGCGCACGUUGGUUCUGACGGGCGAGAAGAUCAACCGCACCGUGCUCGAACCUUGGUUGGCAACAGCCGGACGGGUGCGCGUCAUCAACGUCUAUGGCCCCUCUGAGUGCACCAUUAUGUGUGCGGGCAACCGCAAUAUCAAGUGUCUUAAGGACGCAGAGAGCGUCGGUUUCGGGUUGGGCGCGAAUCUGUGGAUCGCUGAUGUAAACAAUAUCCAUCGUCUGGCUCCGAUCGGCGCCAUAGGGGAAUUGCUGAUUGAUGGACCGAUCAUUGGUCAGGGAUAUCUCGGGGAUGCGCAGAAGACCCGAGAGUCAUUGGUUCAGAUCCAUGGAGGGUAUUUGCCAGGCAUCACAUUGGCCCCAGACCGGCCCGUCUUCCGCACGCAAGAUCUGGCGAGGUACAAUGUAGAUGGAUCCAUAACAUUCAUUGGUCGCGCCGAUACGCAGAUCAAAAUCAACGGUCAAAGGGUAGAGAUCGGGGAGGUGGAGUAUCACCUUGGGCAAUGUCUCCCCGAGGGAAUGAACGCCGUCGUGGAAGCCGUAGAAUGGCCAUCGGGCCAAAAGCAAUUGCUGGCAUUUAUUCACCUGCAAGAGGAGAAGAAACAGCAGUUGGUUCAGUGGAUCCCGAUGUGGGAUGACCAAUUGGCCGAUCGGUUGCCUCGAUUCAUGAUCCCUUCCGCGUAUGUCCCUGUCUCUAGCAUCCCGAUGACGGCGACAGGGAAGACGGAUCGUCGGGUGCUUCGACAGAUGGCACUAGGGGCACCGGAUCAGCUGCUCAGCGUGCAUAACUUACCAGAACUGGUAGCAGGGGAGGCCUCAGUUAAAGACACAAACCGGCCCUUGACCAAAGUAGAAAUGAUUCUGGGAUGGCUAUGGGUGGAGGUACUGAACCUGGACAAAGAUACCGCUCUUGCCCCAGGCGACAAUUUCUUUGCCCGUGGAGGGGAUUCACUCGCUGCAAUGCGGCUUGUCCGCGCCUUGCAUAGCGAAGGAUGCAGCAGCAUCAAAGUUGCAGAUAUUUUCCGACAUCCACGCUUAUGUGAUAUAGCAGUUGAGAUGGAAAAGGGUGAAUCGCGGCCAUCCAAUGCGACACCAUCUCCAGCUAGUCCAUUCUCCCUUUUGUUGGGUACAGCUCAAGAUCCCCAGAUAAUGGGCCGGGUUCGUCUCGAGAUCUGCCAGCUAUGUGGGUGUGAGCCUUUCGAGAUUGAAGACAUUUUUCCAUGCUCGCCAAUUCAGGAAGAGAUGGUCAUCUUGGGUGCCCGCAAUCCGCAAGACUUUGUUACACAGACCGUCUUCUCCUUACCCCAAGGGGUUGAUAUAAAUAGGUUUCGGCGUGCCUGGGAGACUGUGACAAUGUCGGCUCCCAUCAUCCGAACUCGCAUCGUAGAUACAAAGAAAACCAUCGUGGGUGAUACGGCAGUCAAAUAUGAUCAUGCCUUUUCUCAAGUCGUCGUGAGUGGUCAGGUGCCAUGGACCCAAUACUCCGACUUAAAUCAGUGCUUGCAAGACGAACGAGGAAGAGGAACAGGGCUAGGCGAAGCACUCCUGCGCUUUGCAGUUGUUGAUGAACCGAAGUCAGACGAAAAGCAGCUGUCCCCGCUCAAGGCGGUCUUGACUAUGCAUCAUGCUAUUUACGAUGGAUGGUCUAUGGACCUCCUGGGCCGAAGCCUGGCGCGUGAGUAUUACGGCUUAGGAGACCACAAGGUGCCAGAUGAUGGUUUGCUCCCAUAUCGGAACUUCAUCCAGUACUUGAGCACCUCGGAUGCAAUAGAAGCCUCACGUUUCUGGUCGCGAUAUUUGAAAGACGUCCACCUCCGGCCAUUCCCCGCGCUUCCGGCUCCAGACUACCGACCCUAUGCUACGGCAUUGCAGGAGCACAGUGUCUCCGGACUUAAGUGGAAAAGGGCUAGUGGUAUCACCGCGAACACCAUUGUCCAGACCGCUUGGGGGAUGGUAUUGUCCAAAUAUUCUGGCUCCAGCGAAGUGGUGUUUGGGACCACGUUGUUAGGUCGUCAGAUACCCUUGGUCGGGAUCGAACGAGUCGUAGGUCCUACCAUUGCAACGGUCCCUGUGCGAGUUGUUAUAGACUGGGAUGACCAGAGUUCACUGGACCUACUCCAAACCAUGCAGGAAGAUGCGGCAGACAUAAUCCCAUUCAUGCAUUACGGCAUUAAGCGCAUUCGCCAACUGGGCAAUGACAUGCGGCAAGCCUGUGACUUCCAGGCCUUCCUUGUCGUCCAGCCAGUGCCUCAACCACGAUAUUCAGGGACAGAAAAAGCCUUAUUUGAUCUGGGAGACGGGCAGGACGAUAUCCAAGCGUUCAACACCUAUGCCAUUAUGGUUGAUUGCGAGCUGACCAGCGAUGGAUUCCAUCUUCGUGCCAGCUUUGAUGAAAACCUGCUCGGGAAAUACAUAGUUCGACAAAUGCUUCAAGAUAUGGAGCACGUUGUGUUAUCUCUCAUUACCGCCACCGAAAAACCCGUGAUGUUACGGGAAAUGGAUAUUGUGACUGAUGAGGAACGGAAGGAGAUCCGGAAGUUUAAGGAGCAGGACCACAAUGCCCAGAUGCUUGAAAUCGAAUCAUCUAUCAAGGCCUGUAUACCAGACAAUAUACUAGACACCGCAGUCGAGAUUAUCGAGCUCCCUGGCCUCUCAAAACAGUUGGUAGCGCUUGUUUCUCCCAUACAGACCGAGAUACAUUCCUCUCGGUUGAACGCCAUGUUGGCCAACGUGAUCCAGCUUCUUAAUGACAGACUUCCUGCACACAUGAUACCCUCUAAGUUUCUUCCUCUUCCUAGAAUACCAAAGCUGGCAUCUGGGUUCGUUGAUCGGGAAGAAUUAAGGCACAUCACACAGAGCACCCCCACUGUUCAGCUGGUAGAUAGCUUUAGUCUACUGCGGGUCAGUCACGAUGAGCCACCUGGUUCACCAGGCGAGGUUCUCUUGCAAAGUCUGUGGGCGUCUAUAUUAGCGGUGGAUAGGUCCUUGAUCAGCAGACGGGCCUCCUUCCUAGCCUUGGGUGGAGACUCUUUGGCAGCGAUGCGGCUUGUGGCGGCUGCUCAGGAAGAAGGGUUUUCAUUGACAGUGGCCGAAGUGUUGCGCACCCCUCGUCUGGCAGACAUGGCAGACCGAGCACUCCGACCAUUAGCAGAAACACCCACAAUGCUACCCAAGCAGGUUGAGCCAUUCUCCUUGCUUGGAAAUGGUCUCAACAAGGAACUUCUGGCGAAGAUCUGUCAUCUCCAGCCUGGGGAUAUCGAAGACGCAUAUCCUUGCUCUCCCAUCCAGGGUAUGAUGCUGGUACAUUCUGCUCGACGGCCUGGAGAGUUCGUUUCACAGGGCCAUAUUCAUCUUCCUGCCCACGUUGACGUUGCCCGACUAAAAGCAGCAUGGUAUGAGGUGAUUUCUGCAACUUCAAUCCUGCGUACCCGAAUUGUAGAAUUUGCCGAGCAAGGGCUGCUCCAGGUAGUAACGAACACUGCCCCCAUAUGGAUCGAGUGCGAUAGUCUGGGGAAGGUACCGUCACCGCCAGUUGGUCUUGGGGACCCCCUUCUCCGGUUUGCGCUCAUCAAACCCCAACCUAGUCCUGGCACUAAUGAUGACGGCUCUGCGACCCUCAUAAUGACAAUCCAUCAUGCCAUCUACGAUAGAUGGUCUGCCUCCUUGGUCACGAAGAUGGUGGAAUCCAUAUACCGUGGGGAAGCACGUAUGCAGCAACUUGUCCCCUACAGUCGGUUCAUUCAAUACCUUGAACGGCAAGUCGAUGCAGAGCGUGGUCUUCAAUUUUGGGAAACAUAUCUUUCAGACUGUAUUGCACCACAGUUUCCUGCUCUUCCCAACCCUAAAUAUCAACCCACGACUACAUCUACUCGGAAGCGGUCGAUCAGCUCCCUCAAAUGGCCCAACAACUUCACUCCGACAACCACAUUGCGAGCGAGCUGGGCGAUUUUGGUCUCACAGUACUGCAACUCGAGCGACAUUUCCUUUGGGUCAGUUGUAAUGGGCAGACAAGCACCACUUCCUGGUGUAGAGCGCAUCGCCGGCCCGACUAUUGCCACCGUUCCUAUCCGGGUAGAAGUAAACUGGGCCUCAUCAACUCUGCACACAUUGCUCCAGGGAAUUCAGUCAUCCACAACUGACAUGAUUCCUUUCGAGCACUACGGGAUUGGCCGAAUACAACGACUAAACUCGAUGGCCCAGCAAGCAUGUCAAUUUCAGUCACUGAUGGUCGUCCAACCCGCAGAGGAUGUAGAUACAGAUGGCAAUACCAUUCUUCGUUUGCAGCUAGGAGAUGAUGACUUCAAAGGAGGGACAUACGCUCUUAUCCUGCAAUGUGUCCUGGAUGGCCCAUUGGCCUCCUCUUCAAACAACGUCUCAGUAACUUUGAGUUUUGACGAGCACGUCAUUGAUCCCUCCCAAGCGGAAAGAAUGCUUGUGCAAUUUGAGCAAGCUCUACGCGAGGUUUGCAGGCAUGACGACGUUAUAGAUAAGAUUUAUCUUUCGCAGCUUCAACUCUUAUCACGGUCCGACAGCCAACAGAUAUGGUCAUGGAAUGCCAUGGUCCCGGAGAAAGUCGAUGGACGAGUGGACCGGUUGAUUGCUGAGAGAGUUGAGGCACAGCCUGAUGCGCCGGCAAUCUGUGCCUGGGAUGGUGAGCUUUCCUACCGUGAAGUUUUCAGCAAGGCCCGCCUCUUGGCUUACUGGCUCGUUAUUCACCAAGGCGUCGGGCCUGAAGUUUUGGUUCCCAUUUGCUGUACCAAAAGUCUCUGGACACCUGUGGCUAUUCUGGCAGUUAUUAUGGCAGGAGGGGUGGUGGUCACAAUGGACCCUUUCCAAGCGGUGGAGCGCCUGCGCGCCAUCACAUCGCAGCUUAACCCACGGCUAAUUCUGGCUUCGCCAGCGACCCAAGCCAUCGCUCAGCAACUGUCUGCAGCCACGGUACACGUUGUCGAUGAGCAAAUGCUACAGGGUAUACUGGACCCUGAUCUCGCGGAGGACGGCUCAUGGAUCCCCGUCUUGUCGGGUGACAAUGCUCUCUACGUGACAUUUACUUCUGGUAGUACCGGAACGCCCAAAGGGGCUGUCAUCACGCAUGCCAACGUCUGCAGUGCAAUGGUUCAUCUAGGCCCAUAUACAGGAUUAAAUGAGACAGACCGAAUAUUGGAUUUGGCGUCUUACAGUUUUGAUAUGGCCUGGUACGUCUUUCUUCACACAUUCUAUGCAGGCGGCUGUCUUUGCGUUCCGUCUGAGGAUGAUCGACGCAACAAUAUCCCACGGGCGAUCCACAGCUUGCGUGUGAACCAUCUCGACACCACCCCUUCCUUGGCCCGAACACUAGAUCCCAAGUCACUGCCCAUGAUCAAGAAGAUCGCUCUUGGAGGUGAAGCGCUCCAGAUGGACGAUAUCACCAGAUGGGGCUCCGAUGUUGAAAUUCGCAACUCGUACGGACCCUCUGAGUGCACAAUGUCUAGCACGCUUUCUCGCUAUGGGGAGGAUUUCACCACCACUGUCAACAUUGGCCCUCCGCGAGGACUAAAUGCUUGGGUCACCAGCUGCCUUCAGCCCAACAGAUUGGUACCAAUCGGAGCCAUCGGUGAGCUAGUGCUUGAGGGUCCCUUAGUAGGACGAGGAUACCUCAAUAAUCCAGCUAAAACAGCUAGCGCGUUUAUUUCCAACCCUGCAUGGUUGCGAGAUGGAAAUGGAGUCCUUGUUUCCCGCCCUCAAAGUCGGUUUUACCGCACAGGAGACUUGGUGACGUGCGACAGUGAGGGUAGACUAACAUAUGUAGCCCGAGUAGACACGCAAGUGAAGCUGCGUGGACAGCGUUUGGAGCUGGAAGAAGUCGAAUACCACGCGCGCAGACUAUUAGACACUUUACCAUAUACCGUUGCGGCCGAGGUUGUCGAGAUCUCGACCUUGCAAAAUCCAGAUCAGAAAUCACAGCGACUGAUGAUGUUUUUUUCAACCACCGAGAAGAAUGAUGGCAACCAAGGCUCUUCGCCAGUGGAACCAGUACCGUUAUCAUCGGUCAUAGCAAACGACCUCACCAGAAGGCUCACCGAAAUUCUCCCUCGAUAUAUGGUUCCAACAGAAUUUAUCCUAUUGCCACAGAUUCCUCUGUCGUCUGCAGGUAAGGUCGAUCGCAAGAAGCUGCGUAUUAUCGGGGCACGCAUCCACUGGGAUGCCAGGACCCAGAAGGGCCCCAUUGCAGAACCCCAAACCGAAUGUGAGAGAGCACUGAGAGUGCUCUGGUCGGACGUCUUGAAAAUAUCAACGGAUCUGAUCAGCCGCCAAGAUAGCUUCUUCGAACUGGGCGGCGACUCCCUUACUGCUAUUCGGCUGGUCGGGGCUGCCCGCGCCAAAGAUCUGCCUCUGUCAGUCGCUACUAUCUUUCAGUAUCCUCGUCUCGACGAAAUGGCAUGCCAGAUCGCUCUGAUGACAGAGGAUAAUGUGCAGGCUAGUAGCUAUUUGUCUCCACUAGCACUAGACCUUCCAGACGUCUCAGAGAUCGCAAAAGCCUUGUCUACUACGGAUAAAAUGAUAGCCGAUAUCCUUCCUGUCACAGACUUUCAACGAUAUACUAUUCGCUGUGCUCUCCAAAGUCCUCGCACGGAGUGGAACUAUUUCACUAUGUCCUUCAAAGGACUUUCAGUCACUACGAAGCUAAAAAACGUCUGUCAGCAACUCGUUUCCUCUAUCGAGAUCCUCCGGUGUGUUUUUCUGCCGCAUAACGGCGAUGGAGAUUACCUCCAGGUUGUCCUCCGCAGCUUCGACCCUGAUAUCGCUGUUCAUACUGUCAGGGAUGAGCCCGUGGACCAGGUAUGCGAAGCGAUUUGCAUGAAUGACCUCGUUAUGGAAGUGGCCCCGGGUUCGCCCUUCGUGAAUUUCUUCAUUCUUGAAUCGGAACAGAGUCAACAAACGCGGCUGGUGAUAGGGCUUUCCCACGCCCUUUACGACGGGAUUUCUCUGCGCCAUAUGGCCGAGUGUAUCAGCGCCCUAUACCACGAUCGACCUAUGCCCCCGGUAUCCGACUUUUCCACCUUCAUGAAGCUCUCACCGCCACCCGCUGCCUUCGCCCACUGGCGUGCCCAGCUGCAGGGUGCCCCGGCUCCUACCUCAGCAAUCUCAAAUCAAGCGCCGGCAACAUUGCAACCUGGUCCCCGAACCCAAAUGCACCAAACGGUGCACUUCUCACAUGAAACCUCAAAGGACAAAUUUACUGUUGCUACCAUUUUCACAGCCGCAUGGGGCAUUGCUCUCGCUCGCACAGCGGGGCUGAAUGACAUAGUCUUCGGUCGCGGAGUAUCAGGGCGCACAGUGGUACCGUCUUCCGGUGACGAUAUGGAGACUGUUGUCGGACCGUGUCUGAAUCUUGCCCCCGUGAGGAUCCAAUUACCUGAGCAGAGCAGCCCGGCCGCGGCCAGCAAAGCGGUGACGGAUUACAGAAUCGUGGAAUCGCUGCAGUCCCAAUUCAAUCAGUCGGUGGCUUAUGAAGCCAUCGGGCUAUCAGAGAUUGUCAAAAAUUGCACGGAUUGGCCGCGAGAUGUGUCGGAUUAUGGGUCUGUCUUUUAUUUUCAGAACUUUGAGAACCAUUCCCAGAUCCAGACAGCCGAUCACGAUGUUCCCCUCAUCCCGAUCAAGCUGAACCGCGCAGAUCCUCCAGAGCCGCCAAGGCUGAAUGUAUGGCCCCGUGGUGGGGGAGAAUACCUUUUAGAACUCUUGGUACAUGAGGGAAACGCAGCGAAGAGGGAAGUCUGGGCCAAGGUACUGGAUCGCAUGGUGCGGUGGUUAGCUGAUGCCGAGGACUUCUUCGGUAGAGAGAGGCAAGGUAUUUCCAUAUAG